This is a messenger RNA of Malus domestica (apple), 510 nucleotides long. The record is from RefSeq and is a predicted model, not a curated record. Lineage: Eukaryota; Viridiplantae; Streptophyta; Magnoliopsida; Rosales; Rosaceae.
AUGUAUCCUGGGACUGCGGAUGAAGUACUAGUCGAUUGCUCCCAUGGCAAGCAACUCUGGGAACUGUGUAAAGAGAAGUAUGAACCACUAUGGCUUAAAGGAGGGAACCACUGUGAUUUAGAGCUCUAUCCUGAGUAUAUCAGGCGUCUCAAGAAGUUCAUAUCAACCGUUGAGAAGUCUCCUUCCCAGAGAUACAGUUCUAGGAGAAGCACGGACCAGUUCGAGCAGCCUCGGAAGAGUACUGAUGUUUACGAAGUUUCAAGGAAGAGCACAGAUCGAAGGGAGAAACCGAGGAAGAGCACUGAUAGGCCUGAAAAACUGAAAAAUCAGUUCAUCAGUGCUGAUAAACUAGAAAAAUUAAGAGUAUCUUUCGACCAUAUGGAAAGGUCUCGGAGAAGCGUGGACUGCCAUGAGAAGUCUAGAAAAAGUAUCGACCACCAAAUGGACAGAGCGCAGAAGAGUGUGGAUCGGUUGGAUAGACUACGAACUGAGUAACUGUUGGAAUAAAAC